Molecule: messenger RNA, 3240 nt
Organism: Arvicanthis niloticus (Nile rat)
Lineage: Eukaryota; Metazoa; Chordata; Mammalia; Rodentia; Muridae
Source: RefSeq, a predicted model, not a curated record
GGUCACUUGUUCUAGAAAUACCCAGGUAUUCAUGUAACAGGAAUUGAGGUAACUAGGAAUGUCUGGCACCGAGGAAGACUUAAGUCACCACAUGAAAGUGGUUGUUCGUGUGCGUCCUGAGAACACAGCAGAAAGGGCAGUUCAGUUCCGCAAAGUGGUUCAUGUAGUGGAUAAGCAUAUACUUGUUUUUGAUCCAAAACAAGAAGAAAUCAGUUUUUUUCACAGAAAGAAAACUACAAAUUUUGAUAUUACAAAAAGACAAAAUAAGGAUCUUAAGUUUGUAUUUGAUGCUGUUUUUGAUGAAACCUCAACUCAAAUGGAAGUUUUUGAACACACAACCAAGCCAAUUCUUCAUAGCUUUCUGAAUGGAUACAAUUGCACAGUAUUGGCAUAUGGUGCCACUGGAUCUGGGAAGACUCACACGAUGCUAGGAUCAGCUGCUGAACCUGGUGUUAUGUACUUAACAAUGCUGGACCUUUUCAAACGCAUGGAUGAGAUUAAAGAAGAGAAAGAGUGCAGUACUGCCGUUUCUUAUCUGGAGAUAUAUAAUGAACAGAUUCGUGACCUCUUGACAAACUCAGGGCCACUUGCUGUCCGGGAAGAUGCACAAAAAGGAGUGGUUGUUCAGGGUCUCACUCUAUACCAACCUAAAUCUUCAGAGGAAAUAUUACAGCUACUAGACAAUGGAAACAGAAACAGAACACAACAUCCCACUGAUGUGAAUGCUGUGUCUUCGCGGUCUCAUGCUGUUUUCCAGAUUUAUUUACGACAACAGGACAAAACAGCAAGCAUCAAUCAAAAUGUCCAUAUAGCCAAAAUGUCACUCAUUGACCUCGCAGGAUCUGAGCGGGCCAGUAUUUCUGGUACUAAAGGGACACGAUUUAUAGAAGGCACAAAUAUUAACAAAUCUCUAUUAGCUCUUGGGAAUGUCAUCAACGCCUUAGCAGAUACAAAGAGAAGAAAUCAGCAUAUUCCUUACAGAAAUAGUAAGCUUACUCGUUUGCUGAAGGAUUCUCUUGGAGGAAACUGUCAAACUAUAAUGAUAGCUGCUGUUAGUCCUUCCUCUUUAUUCUACGAUGACACAUAUAACACUCUCAAGUAUGCUAAUCGUGCAAAGGACAUUAAAUCUUCUUUGAAGAGCAAUGUUCUUAAUCUCAACAGUCACAUAUCUCAGUAUGUAAAGAUCUGUAAUAUGCAGAAAGCAGAGAUUUUAAUGUUGAAAGAAAAACUAAAGGCCUAUGAAGAACAGAAAGCCCUGACUGACAGAAAUGACUGUGCCAAAUUAGUACAUUCAAACACGGAAGACAGAGAAAUUGAAAGAUUUCAAGAAAUUCUGAACUGCUUGUUCCAGAAUGGAGAAGGCAUAAGGCAAGAAUAUCUGAAGGUAGAAAUGUUACUUAAAGAAAAUGAACUAAAGUCCUCCUAUCACCAACAGUGCCAUAAGCAGAUAGAGAUGGUGUGUUCUGAAGACAAAGUGGAAAAGGCCACUUGCAAACAAGAUCGCAGACUUGAAAAGUUGAAAACCAAGCGCUGUUUCCUAGAGAAAAAGAAAGAAGAAGUGUUGGCACAAUUGGAUGAAAAUACCAAUUGGCUACAUCAAGUGGAAAGUGAAAUGCGACUCUUAGGUCAAAAUGGUGAUAUUCCAGAGGGACUCAAUAAAGAUCUUCAUUGUCACCAUUUACACCUCCAGCUCAAAGACCUGAGAACACAAAUGGAACACAUGGUGACUCUAGCUUGUCUCCAGGAGCAGCAUUACAGGCAGACUGAGGCUAUAGUGAAUGCUUUGCUUCCAACCCUAAAAAAACAGUACUGGACAUUGAAAGAAACUGGCCUGUCAAAUGCGGCUUUUGAUUCUGACUUCAAAAAUAUUGAAAAUUUAGUAGAAAGAAAAAAAGUGGUGGCUUGGGCUGACGAAACUACCAAACACUCAAACCAAAGUGAUCUUCCAGGGAUUUCUCUUCCAGUGACCUUCCCACAGCUUAGACCAAUUCAGUCCAUUCCUUGUUGUGUAUCCAUGAGUGAACCUAACUUGCUUAAAAUUACUCCACAAAGAAGAACCCGAAGAAAAUUAAUGCCUUCUCUCUUGAAAGUAAAGCAUACUCAGAAGUCUAUACUGUCUGAAAGUACACAGCUCAAUGAUUCUUUCAGCAAGGAACUUCAGCCUAUUGUUUAUACCCCAGAGGACUGCAAAUCCUCUCCUCAAGACCUGUCUCUAUCCUUAACAAGAGCUGCAUCACAGUCUGCAAAUGUAAUGAACAAUAAUUCCCUGAGAGCACUGUGUAGAAUAGAGUCUCCUCUCAGCAGAACUGAGUGUAAAGAGGGUUUGCACUCUACAUCUACUGUAUGUGAUGACAUCGGAAGCUUGAAGAAUAAAUUGCCUGAACAACAACCAUUAGCAAGCAGCAAAAGCAGUUUAAACAGGAUUGAGUCUCCUUCAUUUUCAACUAAGAAUUCUAGGCCUGCAUCAACAAGUGUGCCAUCCUACAUGGCAAUGACUACUUCUGCAAAGAGGAAAUGGAAAUUUAUAAGUUCUACAUCAAAUGCUUCAUUAAAAUCUGAUGAAAGUUGUGGAUCUGCCAAACGCAUUCGACAGGAUACUUCGAGUGUUAAUCUCAUGCAAGAAAACAGACUGAGAGUGGGCUAUAAAAGAAGCACCAACAAAACAUCAACAAACAUGUUUAGAAAAUUUAGAAGAAACACUUCAAAAGAAAAUGUACAGUAAGAAGAAUCAAUGUCCUUUGUGUGGCUUUUGUUCCUUCAGAAAUGUAUUUCAAGUCUGGCAAAGAAGUCCAUCUAAAACCAUUUGCUCAAAUACUGUCAGCAAGCAAAAUGAAACUUCUUUUAUAACUAAAGUUAAAUAUAAAAUUACAACAGGGUAUGUUUCCCAUUUCUCAAACAUUUGGUACUCUUGAAAAUCUCUUAAGUCACCAUGAUGCCUAUUUACUUAUACUUUACCACAAUUUGAUUAGAACAAUGCAGAAAAAUAGUAAAUUCAAUUGCCCUUAUUAUUUUCAAAACUAAGGAGACUUUAGAAGUCAUAAUUAUGGCCAAGAUAUAUUUGUUCUUCUGCUGUGUGUCAAUAUGUUGGCUUAGCCAUACAUGUGAUAUUACUUUCUAAAACUUUGAUGUAAAAAUGUAGAUAUAUAUAUGUCCAUAACAUUGUAAAUAUUAUUUAAAUACCAUCCAUAAAUAAGAUGCUAAUCUUUUAUUACUUGGUACAUUAAAGAAGUAGAUUUUAAA